AUGUGCAUUGAGCUGGAGACAGGUACUGUGCUUCAAGUUUUUGAGACAUUGAGUGGGAAGGGCGGAAGAGUCUUGCUGGCGUGCCCUCAGCCCGGGAGGAAUCUUCCUCAUGCUUGGCAACUUGCUCCAAAAGGAAAAAGAUGGUUAUAUGGCCUCUUUCUUGCAAUCGACGCGAACUUUCGCCUGAAGAGGCAGAUAGUCUCAAAGGAUACUGUGGAUCCGAGUUUGUCCUGUGGGUGGGGAUACUUUGUUGACGAGACCACAUACAAGACACAUCUUACCAAUCACAGCAUGGAAGUCCAAGAGAAUCGAACCACGGGACUUGGAACCAUCAACUGUGCCCGACAUAAUAUGAAGCUUCCGAACGGUGUUGGGGACUUGCAGAAAGGCGAGAGAUAUAUUAAUAUGGAUUUUCUGUUCUUUUCAACCUUACAUCACCGCUCUCUCAAAGUUCUUAAUGUGUCAUAUGAUAUCACGUGCCAGUGGCACAAAAAUCUGUGGGCCAGGAUGGUAACACUUCCAGAGGAUUAUCAGCUUGAUCACGCAAUCAAAACUGUUUGCUUCUUCGUACCCAAAUUCCAUCUUCCUGCGCACAUCGCAAAAUGCCAGACAAUGUUCUCUUUCAACUGGUCUCAUUGGGUUGGGCGCACUGAUGGCGAGGCUCCAGAGUGA
Messenger RNA from Suillus paluster, 672 nucleotides. RefSeq lists its product as uncharacterized. The transcript has 6 exons. NCBI's taxonomy places the organism in Eukaryota, Fungi, Basidiomycota, Agaricomycetes, Boletales, Suillaceae. The coding region runs from base 1 to 672 and encodes 223 amino acids. The record is from RefSeq and is a predicted model, not a curated record.